CUUAAACCUCGCCUCUCUCUCUCCACAAACCCCUCUUUAUGCUUCGUGGCUCUUUUCAUCCCGAAACCCUCUGUUCCGCCGCCGCGUCUUCACCAUGGCAUGGCUGAGCCGCCUGCGAUUGGCCUCUCCGGUUGCGAGUCGCGUAGUGGGGCGUCGAUCGUUCGGGUCAGCAGCCGCGGUGGAGCUUGACUAUGAUUCCGACGACGAAUAUUACUAUAGGGAUGAUCUCCGGCCAAGGCUCGGAUUGGCCGCUUCAGAAACGGAGAGGGGAGUCCAGUGGGUUCUCAUGGGUGCCCCUGGCGCCUGGAGACACGCAUUCGCUGACAGGCUCUCUAAGCUUCUUCAAGUUCCUCACAUUUCUAUGGGAACUCUUGUUCGUCAGGAGCUUAACCCUAGAUCCGCUCUCUACAAGGAGAUUGCUGCAGCUGUAAAUGAACGAAAGCUUGUUCCAGAAGGUGUUGUGUUUGCAUUGCUGUCGAAGAGGCUGGAAGAAGGGUGCGCAAAGGGGGAAACAGGCUUCAUUCUCGAAGGAAUUCCCCGGACUCGGAUCCAAGCUGAAAUUCUGGAUCAAAUAGAACAAAUUGACCUCGUUGUGAAUCUCAAAUGCUCGGAGAAACAUUUGGUUAAACUCAAUCAUGGAAGUGAAAUUACUUCACCUGGCCUGGAGUUUCCUGGCUCUAUGUUACCCUCUGCAGUUCCCAUCAAAGCUCGGCAGGAGAGUAUCCGGAUCUAUUCUGAAGAGGUGAGGCCCCUGGAAGAGUAUUACAGGAAGCAGAGGAAACUUAUAGACUUUGAGGUGGGAGGUGCCACGUCGGCAGAAACCUGGCAGGGCUUGUUGGCUGCUUUGCAUCUGAAGCACUCCCAAUGCACACCGCCAGCUCACUCUCUCUUUUGAUUCUCCACCAGCGGAGUUCCUUUUAGAGCUUUGCUUCUAAAUUUUGAUCUUCUUUCCAUUUUCUGGGUCUGUUUCCAGAUACCAUAACCCCCAGCAAAUCUGUGAUUCCGACGAAACACUCCCAUGCAAGCAGUGGGGACGAAAAGUUACCCGCAUACUCAAAACGCAAUUCCACAUAAAUCAGUAAAUGCAUCCGUUAUUGCUUCAAAA
Messenger RNA from Tarenaya hassleriana, 1105 nucleotides. Its product is annotated as probable adenylate kinase 7, mitochondrial. Gene Ontology annotation, cellular component: mitochondrion; cytoplasm. NCBI's taxonomy places the organism in Eukaryota, Viridiplantae, Streptophyta, Magnoliopsida, Brassicales, Cleomaceae. The transcript is spliced from 4 exons. Gene Ontology annotation, molecular function: AMP kinase activity; ATP binding. Bases 95 to 895 code for a protein of 266 amino acids. Gene Ontology annotation, biological process: nucleobase-containing compound metabolic process. The record is from RefSeq and is a predicted model, not a curated record.